Messenger RNA from Copidosoma floridanum, 2200 nucleotides. RefSeq lists its product as uncharacterized. The record is from RefSeq and is a predicted model, not a curated record. NCBI's taxonomy places the organism in Eukaryota, Metazoa, Arthropoda, Insecta, Hymenoptera, Encyrtidae.
UCUAGCUCAGACGUUCAUAGCUCCCUAGAGUGUGACAUUAAAUUUGCAAACGAAAAGUUCCGGCUUACUCUUGAAUCAUUUACAUUACCAAGUUGGAAUCGGUAAGGUCGAACUCAGACUGUGAAAGGCAAGUUCAUUACAGUUGAAUUACUUUAGUUAUUUCACAAACGUUGAAGCCUUUUUCGCAUCGCCAAAUUUGUUCCAGUUAGUGUACAGUGCAAGAAACAAAACGAAACAUUAAAUCGAUUUACAUCUUGUAAGAUGCUCGUGGUGUUUACAUACAAUAACGGUACAAUUGUACAAAAUGUGUAUAGAUACAUUACGAAUAUAAAACCAAAACAUUAGACAAAGAAGAGAGUUGGAAAUAUUGUGGUGUACAUACAAGAGUUCUUUGUGUACAAGGUGAACCUAGUACUACUGUAGUCGUUCGACACAACGCAUAUGGAGUUAAAAAUAUUUUGCGUCACUGUUCAAGAAGAUAAAUAAAGCCAAACAUCAACUGUUUUCCCGUAAAAAUCGGCUGUGCUUCGUCUUACCAGAGUAUUUAGAUACAUACUGUACUCACGGAAUACAACGAUACGUGCUGAGAAAACGUUGAAUGUUGACACCUACAAUGAAAGUGAAUAAGCCCAAAGUGCGUCGCUUUACGUGCAAUUAUUGCGUCAAAUCAUUUUUUAGUGUAUGUGAAUUGAAUAAGCAUAUCCGCAUCCAUACAGGCGAAAAACUGUAUAAAUGUGAAGUUUGCAAUAAAUCUUUUACUCAAAAAUCUAAUCUAAAAUCACAUGCUCUAGUCCAUAAUAAGAAAGAUCGGUACUUUCAAUGCAACUAUUGCCGUAAGAGUUUUCCUCAAACAAAAGAACUUGUAAAACACAUUGGCAUCCAUACAGGCGAAAGGCCAUUUUCAUGCCAAAUUUGUGGCAAAACUUUUACUCAAACCUCUAAUCUAAACAAGCACAUUCGCAUCCAUACAGGCGAAAAACCGUUUAAUUGUGAAAUUUGCGGCAAAUCUUUCAAUCAAUCGUCUCAUCUAAAAUCGCAUACUCUAAUCCAUAAUAAGAAAGAUCGGUACUUUCAAUGCGACUAUUGCCGUAAGAAUUUUUCUCAAAAAAAAGAACUUGUAAAGCACAUUCGCAUCCAUACAGGCGAAAGGCCAUUUUCAUGCCAAAUUUGUGGCAAAACUUUUACUCAAACCGCUAAUCUAAACAAGCAUACUCACAUCCAUACAGGCAAAAAACCGUUUAAUUGUGAAAUUUGCGGCAAAUCUUUCAAUCAAUCGUCUCAUCUAAGAUCGCAUACUUUACUCCAUAGUAAGAAAGAUCGGUACUUUCAAUGCAACUAUUGCCGUAAGAACUUUUCUCAAAAACAAGAACUUGUAAAGCACAUUCGCAUCCAUACAGGCGAAAGGCCAUUUUCAUGCCAAAUUUGUGGCAAAACUUUUAGUCAAACUGCUAAUCUAAACAAGCAUAUUCGCAUCCAUACAGGCGAAAAACCGUUUAAUUGUGAAAUUUGCGGCAAAUCUUUCAAUCAAUCGUCUCAUCUAAAAUCGCAUACUCUAAUUCAUAACAAGAAACAUCGGUACUUUUAAUGCAACGAUUGCGGUAAAUCUUUUCUCUCUAAAUCUGAAAUAUUAAAAGACAUUCUUAUUCAUACUGACAAAGAGCCAACACACAAAAUUUGAGGCAAAUAUUUUUCUCGACAAUCUUAUAUCGAUGCGCACGUUUAUCACAAUACAAGAAUAAUCCUACGAUUGCGAAAAGUCUUUUGUAUCUGAAUAAACACACCAAGUUCACACUGACACAAAAAAAUCAUGUGCAAGUAAAAUAUAAAUAUAUCACUUGUUUGUAUGCGUAGUUUAAAAUGGUAUACUAUUGUUUACAGCAGCGGUUAACUCUUUAGAUGCCACAAGUGCAAUAAAUCUUAGGUUGAAAAACACAAUCUUGUAAAUCAUAUUCGCUCACAUACUAGCGAGAGUAUCAUUUCAAAGUUCUUUUGAACAUUUUUUUUUUCACUUUUGCAUAUAACUCCAACUUUUAAAUACUGUGUUACAUGAAAAUUUGGAAAACGACAAAGUAAAAGGUUAAAAUUGAAUUGAAAUACUUGUAAAGAUGUAAACCUUGAUACAUCUGCGUGAGUCUAUUUGCCCAUACGAAAAAAUUAAUAACUUAAGAAGAUGUAACAUUUAAACUUAAAUUGACGAAAA